Acanthoscelides obtectus is the source of this 1665-nucleotide messenger RNA. The record is from the annotation of a GenBank genome assembly. NCBI's taxonomy places the organism in Eukaryota, Metazoa, Arthropoda, Insecta, Coleoptera, Chrysomelidae.
AUGGAGGACAGCGAUAUGCAGCCAUCAACAUCGGCAAAAAGAGGCAGAUAUGAAAGCAAACGUCAGUUAACCAACGAGGAGUUACUGAAUAUCUUAGAAGGGUCAUCAGAUGAAUCGGACGAAGAGAUGGAGUUGGAAAUGUCAAACAGUGAUGACGCUGGAAGCGAUAGCGAUGAAGGGGUUGUGCUUCAAUCUGCAACUGGAACAUCUCAAGUACCUCUCAGGGUAUGGCUAGCGGAUCGUCCAGAUCAAGACAUAAUACCAUUUACAAGAGUAUGCAGACUAAAAGUAAAUAUAGAUGGUAAUCGACCAAUCGACUACUUCAAUUUGUUUUUCACUGAUGAAUUCUUUGACCUUAUAAUUACAAAUACCAACAAUUACGCUAUUGAGAUACUUGCAACCACGGUUUCAGAUAAAAGCAGAAUAACAAGUUGGAAAGAUGUUACCAAGGAAGAAUUAAAAAUAUUUCUCGGCCUUCUUUUCCACAUGGGUACUAUAAAAAUGAAUCGUAUUAACGAUUAUUGGAAAACCCAUUACCUUUUCAAUUUACCUGCUUUUUCUAACAACAUGAGCCGAAAUCGUUUUCUGCUCAUUUUACGAGCAUUACAUUUUAAUGAUAAUUCGGCCCCUGAACAAAACAGAUUAUCUAAAAUAUCUCCACUAAUGAAUUUUUUCAACUCUAAAAUGUCUGAGCUCUACUAUCCUGGUAGGGAACUAGCUAUUGAUGAAUCCAUGGUUCUGUGGAGGGGAAGGCUGAGGUUUCGGCAAUACGUUCAAGGGAAACGACAUAAAUUUGGGAUUAAAUUAUACGUCCUUGCAGAAUCUAAUGGAUUAGUUCAAAAAAUUCUCGUUUACGGAGGAUCUGCAGAUCCAAACCUAGGUGGUAACAAACAUACAGAAAAAGUUGUCCAUAGUCUAUUAGAAGACAAAAAAGGUGUAGGACAUUCGGUUUAUAUGGAUAGUUUUUAUAAUAGUGUCGCAUUAUCGGAAAAAUUACUUCAGGAGAAAACAUACACCACAGGCACACUUAGAACAAAUAAAGUUGGAAAUCCAGAAGAAGUUAUUUCUAAAAGGUUAAAAAAAGGAGAAUGUAUUUCUCAAUAUACAAACGAUGGACUCUGCGUCAGUAAAUGGAAGGACAAGCGUGAUGUUCUCACUAUUUCUACGGAAUUUGAUAGUGAAAUGGUCAAUGUGAUUUCCAAAAGAGGAAUAGACAAAAGAAAACCAAAACUGGUAGCUGAGUACAAUAAAUAUAUGGGUGGUAUUGACCAAAAUGACCAGAUGCAAAGUUAUUAUUCUUGUGAACGCAAAACACUUCGUUGGUACAAGAAGUUGGGGAUCCACAUUUUCCAAACUAUGCUUGUAAACUCUUACUAUUUAUUCAAAAAAUUUGCCGACCGGAAAGCAAGUUUUUACGAUUUCAGAUUAGCUAUUAUGGAAUUCUUGCUGCCACCUGCUCCAAAAGCACAACGACCUACAAUGAUUUCUCAUCUCCCAGAAUAUUGCUCAAAAGAUUUGAAAGGAAAAGCGAAAAGGCGCAGAUGUAAAUAUUGUUGGGAAGUGAAAAAAUUACGGAAGGAUUCUACAUAUUUCUGUCCACAAUGUCCGAACGAACCUGGACUUUGUCUCACACCUUGUUUCCGAAAUUUCCAUGAACGUAUGUAG